AUGUCUUAUAUAUCUGUGAUUACAUGGUUUUCAGAUAAUAUGAAGUUAAUAAGUGAAGUGUUGUGUGUUUUUAUUUUGUCACUGGUACAUUUAUGCUCAUCAAACCAAUCGACAGGCCAUUAUUUCAAAAUAUACCGCAGAGAUAAACUCAUACAAAAGUUUUACGAACAAAGUGUUAAAAGGUCGAAACUAGAUUGUGCUUUAGUUUGUUCGAGUACGACUGGAUGUUUUGCGUUUGGAUUCAAUAAAAUAAGAAAAGAUUGUUUCCUCUAUGAUCAUUUUCCUGCAGAUUGUGAAAACGUUUCUGAGGACAGUGGUAUGUUACUCUUUAUACCACAAGAAGAAAAUAAAGAAAAUGUAGCCAUGGGAAAGCCAACGGGGAUGUCAACUUUAAAACACAAUAUGCCGUCAUGCAGAGCCGUGGAUGGUGAUUUUACGACCUUUUUUCAUACUCAUAAAGUAACUUUCUCCUGGUGGUGCGUGGAUUUAUUGAAAUAUUAUGAUUUUACAAAGAUCACCAUUUAUAACAGAGACGAUCCAAAUUUUGAACCUGAUAAAAUAAGAAAUUUUGAAAUUGGAUUUCAAAACGAAGGAAGCUGUAACAAUGCAACCUAUCUGACAGCUACUUGGUGUUAUAAAGACGACCAACAAGUUCAAACAAUUUACCAUAUAACCGAGUGUAACAUGUCACCAAUCCAACCUUUUGGUUCCCGCUUCAUCUUUGUCAAGUUACAACAAGUUCCAACAGUACCUUUACAUUUUCGAGAGAUGAUUGUAUCAGUUUCUUAA
Molecule: messenger RNA, 789 nt
Organism: Lottia gigantea (owl limpet)
Lineage: Eukaryota; Metazoa; Mollusca; Gastropoda; Lottiidae
Exons: 4
Coding region: 1-789 (262 amino acids)
Source: RefSeq, a predicted model, not a curated record